CGGAGCGUUGGGUUCCCUUCUCGGAAGCUUGGCGCGCUCCUCAGAGGAGGAGAGGAAGAGAGAAAAAAGCCGGGAUUGCUGCGUCUGGGAACUCCCGGAGAAUCCGAGCUCUUGAACUUCUUUCGUGACUCCGAGGGGAUUGGGACGGAGGAAGAGUUGAGAGAGAGAUGCCGGUAGCUCUUGACUGUUCAGGUGCUGAGUCUCAAUUGAGCCAUAUUCCUCUGCCCGUGCCUGCCUUCUUCAAAGAAGCAGAAUGCAGUUUUUCCAUCAAAAAGACCCGCCAACCACUCAGCUAUACCCUUCCUCCACGACCACGUCACAAGAGUACAUUAACUGUGAGCCGAAUUUUCUCUGACCGCCGUCUGCAGCCUUGGACCAAGCUCCAGCCACGUAGUGUUUCCUUUCAUGACUUGCACAAGCAGAAAUCGCCUCUACAUAGUCAUCUAUAUGAUGCCUCUAAAAGAGAGUUGUUUUUCAAGCAAUGUUUUCAGAAACUCAGCUGUUUGGGACGAGGAUCUUUUGGGGAAGUAUAUAAGGUACGGUCUCGUGAAGAUGGUCAGUUGUAUGCAGUGAAGCGUUCUGUGGAACCUUUCCGGGGUGAGGGUGACAGGCAGCGCAAAUUGGCUGAGGUGCGCAAGCACGAGCAUGUGGGGCACCAUCCCAACUGUGUGAGCUUUGUACAGGCUUGGGAGGAGCGUGGUCAACUCUACAUCCAGACAGAGUUAUGCCCGGGCACACUGUUGCAGUACUGUGAGGAAUAUGGCCCUCUGUCCGAAUGGCAAGUUCAGACCUUUCUCUGGGAUAUGCUUCAAGGACUGCGUCAUUUACAUAGUCGUAACCUUCUACACAUGGAUAUCAAGCCAGCUAACAUCUUUCUAUCAUCUACCAAUGUCUGUAAGUUGGGUGACUUUGGGCUAAUGCUGAAGUUGGACUCUGGGGAUCUGAAAGAUGCUCAAGAAGGGGAUCCACGCUACAUGGCACCGGAACUGCUCUGUGGAGAAUAUACCAAAGCUGCUGAUGUUUUCAGUCUUGGCAUAACUAUUCUAGAAAUUGCCUGUAAUAUGGAGCUCCCCAAUGGAGGUAAAGGCUGGCAGCAACUUCGACAGGGUUAUUUGCCCCCUGAAUUCACUGCAGGUCUCUCAGUUGAGCUGCAAAAACUCCUAGUUGCCAUGUUGGAACCCAAUCAUCUUCUCCGGCCCUCAGUAGAGAUGUUGCUUAAUUCUAGUCUUAUGCAAAAAACUGAGAGGUGGCGAAAACUUGUGUUGUUAGCACACUCUGGGAUCCAGCAGGGUGUCUCCGUGUACAAGACUCUCCUCAGGUUCAUGCAAUGGCUUUGGGGAGCUCUGUACCGUCCAGCUCAGUGGUUGCUCUUUUGGCGUAAGACUGUUCCAGUCACACCACCACAUUCACCCUUUCUUCUUCCCCUGGAAAACAGCAAUCUAACUAGUGACUGGGGUGAAGAAGAUGAUGAUGAUAAGGAGAACUUUGGCGAUGAUGUAUUUGAACUUUCAGAGAUAAGUAAAGGACAUAACCACACUUGCCCUGUGGAGCUGCAGUCCUUGGAUAAACAGCCUGGUUCCCCGCUGCUUACCAUAUGCCCAUGUGCAGGAAGCACCUCCACACCACGGCAUCCCUCACCCCAACAGACUCGUUGCAGGAAAAGCAGGUCUUUUACACUCCAGGGAAGUCCCAACCUUAGUCGCAUUAGUCUGAAGUCCCCAUGCAGCAGCCCCACUUCAUCAAACAUGUUACCUGCGAAUACAUUGCAGCACACACCAACAUAUGAUGAAACAGAAGUUAAAUGGGAAUCAGUUUUACUUCAAUGCUCAGAUGAGUGCUCCACUUUUGAGCCAAAAAAUUUGCUAAGCUUAUUUGAGGAUUAUACAACACCAAAACAAAAAUGUCAGAGCUGACGGGGGAACUAUUUUCUGACUGCUUAGGCCCUUUUGGGGGGAACAUAUUUUUUUUUAGCGUGCUAGAGGUCAGUAUGCUCAGAGGUACCAAAGUUUGACCAACUUCAGACUAGUGAAGGAAAGGCAAGUUAUUAAGGAUGCUUUGCUGUGUAUAUUUUAUCUACGUCAGUAUAUAUAAGGCUGUUUUUUAUAUAUUCUUGCCUUUAUGAUUUAAGAAUAUUUUUCUGAUAGUAGAAAGCAGAUCAUAAUCUGUCACCAUUUUAGGUAAAAGGCAUCCUACUUUCAUAAAAAUAUGAGGAUUUCUAUAUGAUUUUUUUUAAAGCUUUUGUCUUUUUCUUUUUGUAUCAAAUAUUUUUUGUCAUUUGGAAUUGGACUUUGAGUUUUGGGGCUCAAUGAUCUUUUAUUCUGGGGAUUUACAAAUGUAGCUAUAAUUCAUGAUAUUA
Thamnophis elegans (Western terrestrial garter snake) is the source of this 2356-nucleotide messenger RNA. It is a transcript of the gene PKMYT1, whose product is annotated as protein kinase, membrane associated tyrosine/threonine 1. Gene Ontology annotation, biological process: protein phosphorylation. The coding region runs from base 168 to 1913 and encodes 581 amino acids. Lineage: Eukaryota; Metazoa; Chordata; Lepidosauria; Squamata; Natricidae. The transcript is spliced from 8 exons. Gene Ontology annotation, molecular function: protein kinase activity; ATP binding. The record is from RefSeq and is a predicted model, not a curated record.